This is a messenger RNA of Puccinia graminis f. sp. tritici CRL 75-36-700-3, 537 nucleotides long. RefSeq lists its product as uncharacterized. The transcript has 3 exons. The record is from RefSeq and is a predicted model, not a curated record. Lineage: Eukaryota; Fungi; Basidiomycota; Pucciniomycetes; Pucciniales; Pucciniaceae. Bases 1 to 537 code for a protein of 178 amino acids.
AUGUACUUCACCAAACUUACUCUGAGAUCUGUCACAUUUGUGGCCGAUUCCCCAAGACUUUCACCCAAACACCUCUACAAAAUUCCUGACACAACACCUUGGAUAGUCACCAACUCGGAUGUACAACCCUUUUAUAACUUCAAGGCCGAUGUUCUUACCCCAGCCCCGAGAGACUCUGGGCCCAAUGCUAGAAGUUGGUUAGUGUUCGAGGGCCCGAUUCACGCUGAGUCAACUACCAGCCCUAUCACAGUUCAUGCUACUGCCUCCAACUACUAUCAUGAAAUUCCGCUCAGCUAUCGCUUGCCGGAGCCUCAGAUCUACGGCCAGUUACUGAUGCAUAUCUUGAUCGAUUCUGAUACGGUUUCAGCUAAAUCUAACCAAGUGAUGGGCCGGACAUUUGUUUGUCACUGUUCCUCAAUUCAUAUCCAAAGGCUAUUCUCCAAUCUCCUCUUAGAUCAAUAUUUCUGGAUCAAUGGAAUUAUCACCAACACUAAAGAAAGCUUUAUCUAUGUUGAAAUCGACGCACUGAUUGUCUGA